AUGGCAGCUCAAACUGGAGGCUACAACUGCAAAUGGAUUGAUAAUCCCUCCGAUGAUCUUAGAUGUCAGAUCUGUAAGCUAGUAGCGAGGGAGCCCCAGCAGCAUGGAGGAGAUGAUGGGUGUGGCCAGAUCUUUUGCAACAGCUGUAUAACAGUACAUCAGAAGACUAAUAAUAUCUGUCCAAAUUCAUUAUGCGCGGAGCAACUAAAGAGUCUGUUCCUGGAUAAAAAAAGUGUUCGCCAUAUCAAUGCUCUGAAAGUGAAGUGCAACAAUAUGGAUAAUGGCUGCAAGUGGGAUGGAGGAGUAUUAGGCAAGCUAGAUACGCACCUAAACACAUGCGACUACGCUCUAAUACCUUGCGACAACAUAUGUACAAAGAAUGGCAGUAAGGUAAAGAUUUUAAGAAAGGAUAAGAAAGACCACCUCACCAACCACUGCCAGAAACGUCAGUACCAGUGUCCACACUGCAAAGAAAUGGGGGAAUACCAGGAGAGGACCAGCACCCACCCCAAGACAUGCCAACAAAUCCGUGUAUCCUGCCCCAAUGCCAGUCACGCAGGAAUAAAUUACAACUGUAAAGCUUUUUUUCCUCGUUGUGAACUACUCGCCCAUAGAUCCACCUGCCAAUAUGAGUUAAUGUCCUGCAAGUACGCUGAGGUUGGGUGUCAAGAAAAUCCUCUUCGCAAAGACCUCAAGAGACACGAGGAAAACGAUCAGCUUCACCUGAGAGCCACAACUGCCAAAGUUCUCGAGUUGACACAGCAACUAAAUGAAACUGUGGAACAAUUAACAUUUAGAUUGGAUAGUUUCCCACGGCACAAAAAUGGCAGAACUACAUUCUAUAGUGGUUUACUCUGCACAUCUCACAAAGGAUACAAAUUUCGAAUUCAGGUCUAUGCAGGUGGUAAUGGCUCUGGAGAAGGCACUCACGUUUCCAUCUACGCCUGCCUAAUGAAAGGAGACCAUGAUCAUGAUCUCUUCUGGCCAUUUUUAGGAGAAGUCACUUUCGAGCUGCUCAAUCAGAUCGAGGACAAGCAGCAUCAUAAAAUGACUGUACAAUUCGAGGACAACGAGAAUAGUCAGAGAGUGGUGGAAGGUGAAGGGGGUAUAAAAGGAUGCGGCAUACCACAGUUCAUCACACACACUGUCCUCGAGUACAGUCAGGCCAAGAAUUGUCAGUACCUGAAAGAUGAUGCUCUAAUCUUUCGAGUUUCAGUGCAACCACCAAGCUACAAGCCAUGGUUACAGUGUAACCACGAGUGACACAAAACAAUUAAUAAACAACUUUAACAGCACAUACAUUUAUGUAAUAUAAUAACUACAUAAUUAUGUAUAGUAUUAUCGAAUAGCGGGUUAUUUUGUAUGC
Molecule: messenger RNA, 1366 nt
Organism: Halichondria panicea
Lineage: Eukaryota; Metazoa; Porifera; Demospongiae; Suberitida; Halichondriidae
Product: TNF receptor-associated factor 3-like
Exons: 2
Coding region: 1-1263 (420 amino acids)
Molecular function (GO): protein binding; zinc ion binding
Source: RefSeq, a predicted model, not a curated record